CAGCACACACAUGAGCUUGUUUGUUAAAUAAUAAAUGUCGCUGCUUGUCAUUAGCUACUGCGUCAUGCACAUAUGUUUAUGAAUGCGAUAUUUAUAGUUUUGUCAACUAUAUUUUUUUAAUUGUAUUAAUUUGCUUAUAAUUUAUAUAUAUACAUAUAUUAAUAUAAGAAAGGUUCUUACAACAGAUUAAAUUAAACAAAAUGUCUUUGAUAGAAGGUGUUGGGGAUGAAGUUACAGAUUUUUUUAUUGUUUUGAGUAUAAUAUUGGUAGCUUGGUUUGCUUGGUGUUCUACAAAUAUUGCUGAUCAACCAAUAAUACGCACAGUACUUAUAUUGCAACAUCGAACACGCACAAGCAUUACAGAACUAAGAGCAAGUCAAAACACCAUUACUCUUAAUCAAUCUCGUAAUUUGGAAAUAUCAGAAGAAGAUUCUAUAGAAACUAAUACUAUUGAAAAUAAUCAUUCAGAAUCAAGCUGUCCAGAAACAUCUGUUGGAGAUGCUACUACUCCAGCAUUACGUAGAGUACCAGAACCUACAACUUCUGAAGAAAUUCUCAUUGAAACUAUGGAUUCAUUUAAUAACGAAGAAACAAUAGCAUUAGAAAAACCUAAUAAGGAAAGUUCUACAGAUGAAUCUAACUUAACAGAGUCGAUGUGUACUAGUACAGAAUGUCCAUCUGACAACUUGUCAACUGCCAAUGCUAAUGAAAUUAGUAUAAAAUUAAAAUUUAUAAAUGACGAUCAAAAAGUCGUGACAGGAAGUCUUAAAGAAAUGCUUGGAGACUUCAAAAGACGACACUUUCAAGUAGAACUUGACUCCCAAAAGUUGGUGCGCUUAGUAUUUAAAGGUCAAGUGCUUCAACCGGAUAGUCAAACAUUAGAAAGAUGUGGUCUUUAUAAUCAUUGUGUAGUUCAUUGUUUAGUACAUCAACCACGGCCAGCAACAACAUCAUCGAGACCUCAUACAUUGGAAGAUUCAUCGAUUUACUUUAAUACACAGACUUUUCAAGAUCUCCCUGCGGGUAAUGGAGUCAGCUCUGUACAUAAUGAAUGGGAUUUAAGUAGGCUCUUAAUGAGCAUUUUGGCACUCAUCUUAGGUCUUGCUUGGUAUUCUCGUUAUCAUUAUGCCCAAUUUUUUACUGCGACAGCUACAAUUGUAUUAUAUGCACUCACUGCAAUAUUCACAGUUCCUUUGUUUAGCAAUUUUUUUCCUGAUCAAGAUAGCAUUAGAAACAUCGAGUGAAUUGAUAUUACUACGUUAUUAUUCAAAUAAUUGUUCAAACAAAUUUUACUGAUCAUAAAUAUUAUUGAUAAGUAACAAGAAUGGACUUUCAGCACUCUCGUAUUACUUAUUGAUUUAUGCAGAAACAUCAUCGAUAUAACGAAUAAAUAUAUAAACAAAAAAAAUGUGAUUUUUCUAAUAGCUUACAAGUAACUUUGCUGAACAAAAAAAACUCAAACAAGUGAUUAAUAUAUAUAUAUAUAUAUAUGUAUAAUAUGAUGUAGUAAGAUAUGAAAUCUAUAUUGAAUUAUUUCAGCUUUAAUGAUAAUCUCUAAAGAAAAGAAAAAAAAAUUUAGAAAGUCUAAAUAAAAGAAAAGAAAUGUUAAUUAUUUUAUGAAAAAGAUCAGCAACCAAGAAAAUAGAGUAUGGUUGUAUCCUGGUGCUCUUUAUGUUAUUAUUUCUUUAUUUACUGUUAUGUAUUUAUUAAUAUAAUUAUUAUUAUUUUUAAUAUACUAAU
This is a messenger RNA of Polistes dominula (European paper wasp), 1740 nucleotides long. RefSeq names its product transmembrane and ubiquitin-like domain-containing protein 1. Gene Ontology annotation, molecular function: protein binding. Lineage: Eukaryota; Metazoa; Arthropoda; Insecta; Hymenoptera; Vespidae. Gene Ontology annotation, biological process: ERAD pathway. The record is from RefSeq and is a predicted model, not a curated record.